Molecule: messenger RNA, 3543 nt
Organism: Saccharomyces paradoxus
Lineage: Eukaryota; Fungi; Ascomycota; Saccharomycetes; Saccharomycetales; Saccharomycetaceae
Gene: YCS4
Product: condensin subunit YCS4
Exons: 1
Coding region: 1-3543 (1180 amino acids)
Biological process (GO): mitotic cell cycle; mitotic chromosome condensation; meiotic chromosome condensation
Cellular component (GO): nucleus; condensed chromosome, centromeric region
Molecular function (GO): histone binding
Source: RefSeq, a predicted model, not a curated record
AUGACCGGCUUCAAUCUGUCCGAGUAUCUGACCAAGUUCCAGACAACAGAUCGAGAAUCAUAUCCUCACUUGGAGGAUCCAUCCAGAGAAUUGAAUAUCAUCAUAGAUCAAUUGGCCGUUUCGCCUGAGCAAAUAGAUUCCAGUCCAGAGUCGUUAGAAGCGUUGAUAGAUCUUUGCCAUGACUUCCCACACUUAAAACCGAAAUUGCAAACUCAAUUAAGCUAUUUAAUAAGUUCGUCUCUAUCGAAUCUGUCAAAAGAUAUUAAGGCUAAUUUGUCAUCAAAUGUUAACUUUACUGAAAUCAGUGAACUGAUACCGCAAUGGAAAAGGUAUUUGGAAGAGUACGGCUACCUUAUUCAGGUGCUAUUGACAUUUUUACAAGAUGAAUUACAUAAAGUCUCAUCGCAGUCUACUAACUUAAAUCGUUCUGUCAAAAAUGGUAAGAACGAUAGUGCAAACGUUGAGCUAUUUAAAAGAGAUUGUAAUCAAAUGGAAAAUCUGCUUGAAUCUAUAAUAAAGGUACUGGAGAUUAAUUUAUCUAAAAUAUUUCAGACAACCCCCGAAAAAGAUCUGUUUAUUGGUUUGUUUACAAGACCAUUAUUUGUGUUAUUAGAAAUUGAGCCUCUGGCAAAAGUAUCGUCCAUAAAGAUGUUUAUUCAAAGGAUUUUGGCUAUGUGUGUUAAAAAUCAUGGUCAAAGUUCAAGUAUACAAAGUUCAUUGAUGACAAAUUUAACUUAUUUUCUUCAUUUGUCGGUUUUCAAUGCAGAACUACUAAAACUGUUAAAUGAUGAUUACAACUACCCUCAACUAACAGAAGAUAUCUUGAAAGAAAUUAGCACAAGGGUGUUUAAUGCAAAGGAUACUACGGGUCCAAAGGCAAUAUCAAAUUUUUUAAUAAAAUUAUCGGAACUAUCACCGGGAAUAAUGCUUCGACAGAUGAAUCUUGUUAUCACCUUACUUAACAACAGUUCCAUAACAUUGAGAUGCUCCGUUGUCGAAGCGUGUGGGAAUAUUGUGGCUGAAUUGGCUCAAGAUCCACAAACUAUGGAACAUUAUAAACAACAAAUAGCCGUACUUAUUGAAUUACUAGAAGAAAGAUUCCAGGAUUCAAAUCCCUACGUUAGAACGAAAGCAAUACAAGGAUGUUCAAAGAUCUGCGAUUUGAGUUCGAAAUUUAACAAGAGCAAAGCUAAAUUUACCGCGUUGGCAGUACGGUCCUUACAGGACCGAUCUUCUUUAGUUCGUAGAAACUCGGUAAAGCUAUUGUCGAAAUUACUGUUAAAACAUCCCUUUAAAGCUAUACACGGCAGCCAAUUGAGGCUGAGUGAAUGGGAAGAAUAUCUUAAAGUAUCUGAGUCACAAUUAAGUUCCACUUUAAAGAAAGUCGAAUCACAAGAAACUCUUGAUGACACAAUUGAAAGAUCCCUGAUUGAAGAAGAGGAAGAACAGGACGAGGAUCAAUGUAGGACGGAAUUAGAGGGCUCUUUUAAUAAUGGCACGGAACUUUCUAGAAUAGAAAAUGAGGUAGAGAGUACAAAUACAACUAAUACUAGCGUUCUCAUGAAGAUAAAAUUAAUGAUUGUUUACUACAAAGAUGCUAUUUCUUUUAUCAAAGACAUACACAAGAGUAUCGAAUUAAUAUCUAAUUUGUUGUUUUCUAAGAACAGAAAUGAAGUUUUAGAAUCAAUGGACUUUUUAGUUUUAGCAGACGCGUUUGACAUUGAAUUGAGUGAAUUUGGUAUAAAGAAAAUGUUGCAUUUGGUUUGGAUGAAGGGCACAAACGAUGAAGGGACGAGUAUAUCAGUACACUUAAUAGAAUGCUAUAAGCAACUAUUUUUAACGGCACCAGAUAGCUGUAAUAUGCAGGAGAAGACGGCACAUAUCGCCAAAAACUUGAUUAAUCUAAGUAUCGGAGCAUCUAUUGCAGAUUUGGCCUCUUUAGAACAAUUAUUAGGAAUGAUGUAUGACCAGAAAAUGAUUGAUCAACAUGUAAUUAAUAUUCUUUGGGCCAUCUACAAUUCUGCGUUGAAGACCGGCACGCAGAUUGAACCAAAUGUGAAUAAUGAACCAGGUAAGAGUAACUCCGAAAAAGGGUUUUCCAAAGAACAGAUUCAUGGUUCUAUUAUUAUUUUAGGAAUGUUGUCGUUAACCGAUAACGAAAUAGCAUUAAAAGGAUUAGAGUCACUGUUAGACAUUGGACUCGGCAGCGUUGGUAUAAAAGAUUUGACCCUUUGUCGAUAUUCUUGCUUAGCAUUGGAGAGAAUGGUCCCAAAGAAAAGCACUAUUAUCACCAAGGCAAUAAAUCAAGAGCUUGAAGAUGUUGCAGUGAAAAAGUUGUAUUCCAUGAUUAUCAACUAUACUAGGGAUAAUGAAUACUACCCUAUGUGUGAACAAGCGCUUAGUGCACUGUUUACGAUCUCCUCUAAACCUGACAUAUUGGCCACAGAUCUGAUUAGAGAAAAGACUAUGAUGACUUUUGGUAAACCAGAAGGGGAAGACUCUAUUUUGUCGUUAGAACAAUCCUCCAGAGUUGUUUCUCUCAGUCAAUUAUUGUUCAUUGUCGGACAAGUGGCGAUUAAAACACUUGUCUAUCUGGAGAAGUGUGAGGCAGAAUUUAAGAAAAGAAAGAUCGAGGCAGAAACUCGGAACGGUAAAGGAAAAAACCAAGAUGCUGAUGUAACUAACACUACACAGGAUAACGGAGGUGAUAAAGAGCUAGAAAUGAUAGGAGGUACUAAUGAGGACGAUUUUACGGACGCUAUUCAAUUUGUAAAAGAGAAUGAGUUACUAUUUGGAGAAAAAUCUAUAUUGGGGAAGUUCUGCCCUAUUGUAGAAGAGGUUGUUUCUAAUUCAAGUAGGUUUAGUGAUCCAAUGCUACAAAGAACUGCGACCUUAUGUUUAGAAAAACUAAUGUGCUUAUCCUCAAAAUACUGUGAAAAGAGGCUACCACUGUUAAUCACAGUGAUGGAAAAAUCACCCGAUCCCACUAUUCGUUCAAAUGCUGUCUUAGGAUUAGGUGACAUGGCAGUAUGUUUCAACAACUUGGUAGACGAAAACACAGAUUACUUGUAUCGUCGUUUACAUGAUGAAAAUUUAAUGGUACAAAGAACAUGUUUAAUGACUGUUACAUUCUUGAUUUUAGCUGGUCAGGUUAAGGUUAAAGGACAACUAGGAGAGAUGGCCAAAUGCUUAGACAAUCCAGACCAAGGAAUAAGUGAUAUGUGCAGAUUGUUUUUCACCGAGUUAGCUUCCAAGGACAACGCUAUUUAUAAUGGAUUUAUCGAUAUCUUUAGUAAUUUAUCGUCAGAUGAUUUAUUGGGUAAAGAGAGUUUCAAGAAAAUUAUCAAAUUUUUGCUGACCUUUAUCGAUAAGGAACGACACCAAAAGCAAUUGAACGAGAAAUUAGUUGGAAGAUUGAGAAAGUGCGAGACCCAAAAGCAAUGGGAUGAUAUUGCAUUUGUCUUGAAUAAUAUACCAUACAAAAAUGAAGAUGUCACUUCAUUAUUGGAGCAAGGCUUCAAAGUUGUAUCAGCAAAAGAAUAA